Messenger RNA from Prorocentrum cordatum, 4398 nucleotides. The record is from the annotation of a GenBank genome assembly. Lineage: Eukaryota; Dinophyceae; Prorocentrales; Prorocentraceae.
AUGGCGCCCGUUUCGGGCGGCGCGGGGCGUGGACCCCAGGGGCAACCUGAGUUCGAUUUCCAGGCCUUGCGUUUGAAACAGGAGGUGGAGGCGGAGUCCAGGCGAGACGAGGAGGCGCGGAGGGCCCGCGUUGUUCUCGCCGAUCGCGACGCCGUCGCCGGAGGCGACACGACAGUUCUCUUCGCCCUCGACUCGCGCUGGGUGGGUGCUGUCUCGGCGGCCCUUCCCGACUGGCUCAGGCUCCAAGUGAAUAGGCAGGCCAUGCACGAGAUGUUGCUUGCGAAGGCCAAGGCGUACAAGUGGUACUCCACGCCCCCACACAAGUACUGGGACGAUGCGUUCAACCGCAUGGCGUCCGUGUGGCAACGGCCUCUGACGGAGCAGGUCGGGCUGAGCCUGACGGACUGGCUUCGCUCGGAGGCGCAGACCGUGGCCGCCGCUCUGCUGGAGCAGCCAGCGCCCACCAGCACGGAUGCCCUGAAUUGGCUCCCGAGCAUCUUUCAUGCUGUCCGGUGCUGGCCGCAGGCGAUGCCCUUCGACGUCGAGGGCGGCGCGGCAGCCGCCGAGGCCGAGGCCAAGUCCGACGCGCCCCCGCCAGAUGCAGCCCCCGCCGGCGCCUUGCACCCGACGUCGACGCCCAUGGAGGAGGGGGGCCACGGCGAGGCGGCGGCCUCCGAGGCCAGUGCGCCGCUGAUGGUGGAGACGCCGCGGGUGACCUCUGGCGCGCGGGCGGCCUCGCCUGGCCAAGGGGAAGAAGCCCCCAGGGGGGGGCAGCACGUGUCCUUCAAGGAGGGAGACAAGGUGCAAUAUUGGAGCGACUCCAAUGGGAAAUGGAUCGACACCAUUGUGGAUGCGGUGCGCGAGAAGGACGGCGCUGUGUCUUACGACCUCGCCUGCAAGAAGGGUUCGUCGGCGGAUAAGGUGCGACCGUCCGAAUAUGACUACGAGGUCGGCGACGCCGUGGAGUACUGGAGCACCUCGGCCGUGCGAUGGCUCAGAGCCAAGGUGCUCAAGACGGAGGGGUGCCCCCCGGGCCACGUCGAUCUGGACAUCAAGCCCUCCGCGCCGUUGGCCAAUGCUGAGGGGCUGGCGGUGGCCGCCAGCCCCCAGGCAUACCUGGGCGGUGCUGAGGAGCCGGAGGGCCUGGCCGGUGCUGAGGAGCUGGCGGUGGCCGCCAGCUCCCCGGCAUGCCCGGGCAGUCCCGGGGCCGCCGCGGCGCCCGUGCCGGCAGCCCUCCGCGCGACUCUGCUCACAGAAGACAGGGCGCUCACCGUCCUCGGCCCCGCGGUGGCAGAGCUCAUGCUCGGAGGCGGCAAACCAUGCGAAAACAGGGAUCGCAAGAUAUUUCGGCCGGGGUGGCACUGGCUGCACAUCGGGAAGAACAACGAGAGCCCCGACGCGAAGGCGAUCUUGCAGCGCACGGCGCCCCACGUUGCAGCUAACCCAAGCUUGCCCCGACGCGCCCUGGUCGGGGUGGUGCUUCUCGGGGCACCGCGGCCGCCUGGCGAACAACCUGGCCCAUGGGACAUUGGGCCUAUCUGCUACCCCAUCCUCGCGGCCGUUGCUCUGGACGCCCCCAUUUCGCCAGUCAAGGGCGGCCAGGCCCUGUGGCGCUUGGAAGAGGGUACCAUGCAGGCCGUGGCGGACGCGCUCCCCGGGGCUGAGUGCCGGGAGCUCCCCGGGGCGGCGAGCGCAUUGCAGCCGCCGCCUGAGGGGCGCGCGGCUUCCCCGCCGAGGCCGCCCGCCGCCCGCCUCUGGGACGGAUUCCAGGACCUCGGCUCCGUCGAGGCCACCGUCCACGCCGCCCUCGCCGAGAUCCUCCAAGACACCCGGAGCCACCGCGAAGUGGGCUCGGACGCAACGUUCGGCGUGCGCCUGCUGGCGCCCGCGCCCUUCGCUGCCGCCGCCCGCGCGCUCUGCGCGAGGGGGGGCUGGCCAGCGGAGGCCGUGCUCUUGGAUCUCAUGGCGUUCACAAACUUCCUGGAGACGCCGGGGGCGACCCUCCGAGACCAUAAGAAGGAGAUUCACGCCCGCGCGCCCACUUUGCCAUGCCUGCAGGGGAACGAAGUGUCGAAGCGCAAGAGUUCCAAGAAUAAGUUUUUCUUCGAGACCCUGUUUGGCAUGGGCCCGGAUGAGUGGAAGCAGCAGGCGUUUGUGUGCAACGACGGUGCCCCGAAAGGCAUGAGGCUGGCGAUCAAAAACCACAGCCGGCUGGCCAUCGUCUCCGAACAGUCUAACAGAACCUACGAGACGCCCUGGAGCGAGAAGGCCAUGGGCAUACAUCCUGUCAGCCGGGCCAUGGCCUGCACGCCGUGCAACUGCGAGACGGAUAACUCCAUCUCGGGGAUGGGCGCCCACCACAGCAUGUGCUAUAACUUUCUCCACGCCGUCUCGGGCCAGUGCGAGUCUGUGGAAUGGAUUGCGCGGCCCAGUCCCGGCGGCUUCACGAAGAGGCUCGCUCUCACGUCGAGCCCGCAGACGCUGCUCAAUCCCGACCAGCAGGCGGACGACUCCCACCAGUUCUUCAAGGAUUACGCGGCCUGGGGGUUCGAGCACAUCAUGGCGCACGGGGAGCCGCGGGACCGAGUGCUCUCCAGCCGCGCGCGCCCUGUCUUCCGAGAGAUCCUGCGGGCGAUCGCGUCUUUCGUGGCGCCGGAGGGGCCUGCGCAGAGGGCGCUCAGCGAGAGGCCGGACAGCGGCGAGCGCGCAGAUGCCAUUGCCGCUGCUUGGGGGUUCUUCAAGGAGAAGGUCGACUACGCAGACACAGACCUCGCCCGCGUCUCCAAAGCCAACGCGCGCUUCGACGAGUUCUUCCGGUCGCGGAAUGGCAAUAUUCCGCCCGAGGACGGCCUGGGGCACCACGCGCUCAUGCGCGCGUACCAUUACCUCCUCCGCCAGCUCCGCGUUCAUUGGACGUACUACGUUUGGUGGUUCAAGAUCUUGCAGCUGAACCAGUACAGCUUGAAGAGCGUCGCGGCCUACCUGUCGCCGGCCGGCUGCGCCCCGGUGCCCCCCUCGAGGAAGAGGGCGAAGGGGCCGGAGGGGGGGGCUCGGCCGCGGCUGAGCCAGAGCGACGUGAUCCGCCGGGCCCUUCUCCAAGAUGCCCGUCUGAAGGGGUCGGCCGGCAAGCAGGUCUCGGCCAGUGCCGCGCGCCGGAUCAUCAAGGACAUCGGCGGCGUCAGGACGUCAGCAGGCUCGUCGGCUGGCCCGUCAACCGGCCCGCAGGGUCUCGCAGCCGCCGUGCAUGCCGCGAUCGCGGACUACAAGAACUUGGGCCUUCUUCGCGUGUCCGACACCCCUGGGAAGCGGGCCGCCGGCGGCACGGAGGCGGAACCGCCCCGGGAGAGGGCCGCGGACUACACGUUCUACAGGGCGCCGGCAGAGGGCCUCGGCGCCAACGCGCUCCAAGAGGCCGACGACCUCGAGGAGUUCUUCCGCGACCGGCCCGGACUCUCCGUGGGCGAUUGGGACGGCGUGCGCCAGGGCCAGCGGGGCCGGCGCCGACGCCGCACCCGCGGCGCGAGGAGGCGAGACGGAGACUGGGACUGCCCGAACUGCGGGGAGAUGGUGUUCAAUACCAAGGACCUCUGCUUCAAUUGCGGGCAGGCACGACCCGGGGACUCACCCGACGCGGGCGGGGGCGGGGACAAAGGAGAAGCCGCCCGCCAGCCCAAGGGGCCACCGGGCCAGCCCCAGCGGCGGGAUGACGCGGGGCGAGCGUCGCUGCCGAUGCCAGGAGAGCGCCGGAGGGCUCGCCGCGAGGUGGGCGACAAGGUACACUACUGGAGCGAGACUUAUGGGAAAUGGAUCGUCGCUGAGGUGGUGGCGCUGCCGGCCGCGGGAGUCCUGCAACUGAACAUCAAGCGGCGGGUCCCCGAGGCGCAGGUUCAGGACGUCGACGUGGCGAGGCCCCGGGCGGAGUUCGACGGGGUGGCCGACGCCGAGGGGCGCGUGGCGCGCGUCCCCGUGGCCGAUGCUGCGGCAUCCCAGGGCAGCCUGGGAGCUCAGGAGAACCUGCCUGGCGACCGUGGCGAGGCGCCCGGGCUGAAGCUGGGCUACGACACGGUCCCGCGCUUCCUCGAGAUGUACGGCAGCGGGCUGCCCUCCAAGCUCAGCGCCGAGGGCACAGACGCUACCACCUCGCUGGUCACGCUGCUGUACACGGAGGUGGGUUCGUUGAACGAGGUUAUCGAGCUGUGGCGCCACGGCCGCGGUACCACCGCGAUGGAGAAGUCGAGGCAGGCCGCACGCGGCGCGGCGGAGUGGCGCCGGGCGGUGGCGGAGAUUGCAGGCCGCCGCGGGCUGGAGUGCAGGGCGGAGAAAAGACAAAAGACAGGCCUCGCGGCGUCCUUCACCACGACGAUCCACAAGCCGCUGGGGUGCUCGCCCUGGCAGUGA